Peromyscus leucopus (white-footed mouse) is the source of this 806-nucleotide messenger RNA. RefSeq names its product centrin-4. Gene Ontology annotation, cellular component: centriole; centrosome. Gene Ontology annotation, biological process: mitotic cell cycle; centriole replication; nucleotide-excision repair. The record is from RefSeq and is a predicted model, not a curated record. Lineage: Eukaryota; Metazoa; Chordata; Mammalia; Rodentia; Cricetidae. The coding region runs from base 105 to 611 and encodes 168 amino acids. Gene Ontology annotation, molecular function: calcium ion binding. The transcript has 5 exons.
CUCCCAGCGCGGCCCUAGCAACGGCCCGCCUGGAGCGCCAGCCAGGACUGGGAGGGCCGCUGUUGCGCUUCGCGGGCUCGGGGGCGGGGGAGCGGGUUGGAGACAUGGCAUCCAGCCAUCGAACAACUUUAGACCAGUGGAAGAAAAAAGCAGCGAAACUUGAAUUGAGUGAUGCCCAAAAACAAGAAAUAAAAGAGGCCUUCGACUUAUUCGAUGUUGACAGUUCUGGAACCAUAGACGUGAAAGAAUUGAAGAUUGCAAUGCGGGCCUUAGGAUUUGAGCCAAAGAAAGAAGAAAUCAGACAAAUGAUAGCGGAAAUCGACAAAGAAGGAAAUGGCACCAUUUGUUUUGAAGACUUUUUUGCCAUUAUGAGUGUGAAAAUGAGUGAAAAGGAUGAGAAAGAAGAAAUACUGAAGGCUUUUAAAUUAUUUGAUGACGAUGCUACUGGCAGCAUAUCACUAAAUAACAUCAAGAGGGUUGCCAAGGAACUAGGGGAAAACUUAACAGAAGAUGAAUUGCAGGAAAUGCUCGAUGAAGCAGAUCGUGAUGGGGAUGGAGAGAUUAACGAGGAGGAGUUUUUGAGGAUGAUGAGGAGGACCAGUCUUUAUUAGCUCUGCUUCUUGCCUUCUAGGAAGUUUUGACAGCUUGCCUGUUAAGCAGUUCAAUAAUGUGAUACUUUGGCUCAUUCAUUUCCAUUUUUAGUUUAUAUGCUCAGCUUAGUCUCUUGGUGUCUAAUCUAUGCAAGAACGUCAUUUAAGUCUGUAGUAGCAACAAUAAAAAAAUGCAUGACUUAUUUGAACCUUGAA